Molecule: messenger RNA, 1254 nt
Organism: Bufo bufo (common toad)
Lineage: Eukaryota; Metazoa; Chordata; Amphibia; Anura; Bufonidae
Product: sodium/iodide cotransporter-like
Exons: 10
Coding region: 67-1254 (395 amino acids)
Biological process (GO): sodium ion transport; iodide transmembrane transport
Cellular component (GO): membrane
Molecular function (GO): symporter activity
Source: RefSeq, a predicted model, not a curated record
CUCCCUGCCUCCUAAGUUUCUUGAACCAGCAAAACCUAGGCGUCUUUGAUUUCAGCCAUAGGUCCAAUGGCAGAUUAUGUACCAUAUGUGAGGGACAAAUUGACUUUUUCUCUGUGGGACUAUGGGGUGUUUGCUGCAAUGCUCCUGGGAUCCACAGGAAUUGGACUUUUUUAUGCUCUGGCACGUGGAGGGCAAAAGACAUCAGAUGACUUCUUUACAGGGGGUAGAAGCAUGUCAGCUGUGCCAGUAGGAUUGUCCUUAUCUGCCAGCUUCAUGUCAGCUGUACAAGUGCUUGGAGUUCCAGCUGAAGCUUAUCGUUAUGGUGCCAAGUUUCUUCAGAUGUGCCUAGGUCAGGCAUUAAACAGUGCCCUGACUGCCUACGUAUUCAUGCCUAUGUUCUACAGGCUUGGUAUCACAAGUACUUAUCAAUAUUUGGAAAUGAGGUUUGGGAGAAGUGUUCGCCUCUAUGGUACUAUCCAAUUCCUUUUGGGAACUAUGUUAUACACUGGCAUUGUCAUCUAUGCUCCUGCACUAAUACUCAACCAAGUCACGGGAUUGGACAUUUGGGCAUCUCUGUUUUCCACUGGAGCAAUAUGCACAUUUUAUACAUCAGUAGGUGGUAUGAAAGCUGUGAUCUGGACAGAUGUAUUUCAAGUACUAGUAAUGAUUUCUGGUUUCCUGGCAAUCGCAAUUCGUGGUGCUUUGCUGGUUGGUGGACCCACUGCUGUCCUUGAAAUUGCAAGAAAUCACUCCAGAAUUAAUUUUGGCGACUUUGACCCAGACCCUCGCAGGCGAUACACCUUCUGGACAUUUGUCUGUGGCAGCACGUUCCUGUGGCUAUCCAUGUAUGGGGUCCAUCAAGCACAGGUUCAGCGCUACAUAUCCUGUAAAACGGAAAAUACAGCUAAACUAGCAAUCUUGGUGAAUCAAGUGGCCAUUUGCAUCAUCGUGUCAAGCGCGGUCACCUGUGGAAUUAUAAUGUUCACAUUCUACGUGAACUGUGACCCACUUCUUGCUGGAUAUGUCUCUGCUCCUGACCAGUACAUUCCAUACCUGGUGUUGGAGAUAUUUGAACAAUAUCCAGGUGUCCCAGGUCUUUUCCUUGCCUGUGCAUACAGUGGGACACUCAGCACUGCAUCUACAAGCAUAAACGCCAUGGCUGCAGUGACAGUUGAAGACCUCAUUAAGCCAAAAAUGCCACAUAUUUCUAUGAAGAAAAUAAUAAUCAUUUCAAAGGGACUGUGUGAGUAUUAA